Messenger RNA from Ctenocephalides felis (cat flea), 10594 nucleotides. RefSeq names its product E3 ubiquitin-protein ligase highwire-like. Lineage: Eukaryota; Metazoa; Arthropoda; Insecta; Siphonaptera; Pulicidae. The transcript is spliced from 55 exons. The record is from RefSeq and is a predicted model, not a curated record. Gene Ontology annotation, cellular component: nucleus. The coding region runs from base 1 to 10560 and encodes 3519 amino acids.
AUGAAAUCCACCUCAGGAAAAAGCGCCAAACUGAGGAAGUUCUUUAAGAAGACAUCACCAAUAGAUGACGCAACAGUCGACUUCCGCACCGGUUUCCCCAAGCCGACUUGCGAGCUGUGUCCUCCUAAAUCGGAGGCCCUGCUUGCACCAGGAAUGACGAUAACCAGGCACAUGCGAGCCGAACAUCCCGGCUGCACCAGGCCGGCGGAUGGACGCGGUUACAAUUCGGCAGGACACUAUUGCAGAGGAUGGGCAGGCAAUUGCGGAGACGGGGGUACAGAAGGUAGUUCCUGGUACCUCCUGUGCGAUUCCUGUCGCGAACGAUACCUCUACAUCGCCUCUUUACCAGAAUCGACAUCCAACACAAAUGCAUCUGGAACAGACAUGUUGCAUCCUGCAUACAAAACAAGAACCACCGACAACAACAGUGCUGAUCUCCAAAUGGCCGAUCGCAAACUGUAUGCCCGACACGCCCUGUCACCAGUCGUCUGCUCCGGAACAGAAUUGCACGAGAUGAUAAAACAAAACGCGAUGUUUUUGCUGGAACUGGCGUCGGCUGCAAACACUGGUUUAGCGACUCACAAUAUAUCGAACCGCCGCCUUUCCCAAACGAGCUACUCUCCUCUGCCUUCGGUGCGAGAACGAGGUGGAGCAGCCUCUGCUUUGCACUGCUCCGCUGCGACGGGAGUUUCGCCCCCGGAUCAGUCGCCGUGGACGCCACUGCCUCCGUUCCAGUGCCUCCAGGCUUUAGGGGCGAACGGAGCAGGAGGAUCGGGGGAUACGCCGCCACAAUUUGGAGACGACGCCUUGGGAGGACUGUUUUGUACGGAUGAAGAUCUGUAUAGUAAUAAGAGGCAUUCGACUGGGCCUGAUAGCUUAUCAAAGAGGGUUACCUUAAAGGCAAUUCCCGUAGACGGUGGACCAAAUGUGGACAUUUCCACCACCACAAGCGACCCCCAACCUGCAGCCAACUCUUCAAAUUUUACUGCCGCAUCAGCACCAUUUGUCAAUCAAACCACUUUCCGGGAGGACACCCUCCUCCGCCUGCUGCCAAAUACGAGCCACCGUCAGGGACAAGAUGCUUUCUCGAAUUACUCCUUCGAAGAAUUUACGCCUGGCGACCGGUCCUGCUUCUUAUUCCGGCCGCGCGGCGUCGCAGUGUCCGACGAGCGAGACGGUUCGUGUCACGGCUGUCAAGACUCUGGCGCGUAUAUCGGGGGAACCUGGACGCCCACUGCAGUGGGUGACUACACUCUUCAGGCUACCGUCGAUGGAUAUCCAUUGCCUAAGUCGAUCACUGUCCGCGUCCUGGCGCCUCCUGCAGGAACAGCACCGCCUCCGCCGAGACGACCGGCAGUUCCUCCCACAAUUCCACCAGAUGCGCCUGCAGAACGACUGCUGCGUUUCACGUGCAGACCGAGUGCAGGGCUAAGGAUCAGGGCUCAUCCUUCGUUUGCAGAGCGAGGAUCAGGGCUCAUCCUUAUUCACAACGAUGAUGGUGUAUGGGUCCGCCUAAGUCCAGACACAAUGCGUGCUUAUUGUGCACCUGAUGUCCAGGAAGCCUGGUGUCUACAAUUCAACAGACAUUAUUCCAGGGUGCUUUUGACACCCGUAUCUGUCCAUCAUGCACAUCAAUCGACAGGAUUAGGAGAUCGUUUGAUGAUCGAUGCAAAUUCACCCGAGUUACCUGGAGCGUCGACGAGUGCACCCAAAGGGGGUCGUAAACAAUCUCAUCGCUACAUCAUUAGCCAGAGAGGUGUUUUUGCUCCACAAAGGGCAAUGCGAGGUCCUUCACUGAAAUUGCCGUCAGAUGUUUUUGUUCAUGAAGGGGAAGAAAUUUUCAUCAGAGAAUAUGUUAUUAACGAAGAAGGUGCUUGGGGCCGCAUAGGAACAGCAGUAGGCAGACACAUCCCCGAACACGAAGCCUACUGGCUCAUAACAUCAUCACCAGGACCUGGUGGUAAAUUCGUGCUCGACGAACGCGCAGGACUCGUCCACCAGGACACGACGCCUCCGGAAGCACCACCAGGAGCACCUGCCGAAAAACAGGCGUUCGAUUUCGCUUCUUAUGGACCGGCGAGCACUUUUAGAUUCCAACCGAGCAAGUCAUCUCAGGAACCAGCGAUGUCAGCAGGAUCAUCUGCAGAGAUUCAGGAGGUCAAUCCGUUUGUUUUCGGAGAUCACCAGCAGCAAACUCCUAAAGACAAAUAUUCGGUUAAGAAAAUUAAGACUGCUACUAAACAGGAUACUGCAAGCAUGGUGGCUGCAGCUUCGCAGCAAUCAAAAAGUGGACUCAACAAAAUUGCUGAAAACUUUGAAAAGUCGAGUUCACCACCCAAGGGAAUCACAUCACAGAAAAGUGUAACUAGUACAAGUGCCAGUUCCAUAUGUAGUGUUGGAAAUGCCAUAAAUAGCGUUGUUGGAAGUAGCGGGACAAAAUUCCAAGCCCUCCAAAAAUGGUUUAAGGGCGAAGAAGGCAAAAAUUCUGGUGCUGACAAAAAGAAGAGUGAUAGCGAAAAAUCAGAACACCAUACCAACACUACAUCAAGUGGUAUAUCGGUACGUGAUUUGGUCAGAGCAAUUGGUUCCAAUGGUAACCAAUCCCAAAGUGACCAUCAUGGUCAACAGCAGCCACAAAAGCGCAAAAAUGUUAGUGGAAGUUCCAGUCCGGUCACCAUACCAGGUCGUGCAGACAGGGAUGCAGCUGGUAGCAGUUCACCAAGAAGCAUCGGAGUUUCACCUCUAGUUUCAGGUACUCAACACACCCAGGAACGUAGAGGUUCAACUUUAUCGGAUACUUCGGCCUUAGUGAGUUCUUUGACAAGAGAUUUGUCACAAAGUCCCAGUCCUGUGACGUCACAGGCUGCAAUGCCACCUGGAAACAAUCAGGCUAAUCAGCAACCUGCUGCUGCUUGCAGCCCUGCUAGCAGCAAAAGCGAGGAUUUGAUGGAUAGUCCUAGAAAGUUGGCACAGACUGGUACCCAGACAUCUCCUGAAAAUUCUGAUGUCGUUUCUGCAAAUACUGCCAUAAGGAGUCAUUUUUCGAUUGGAGCAGAUGGUCCGAUGUCCCCAAAAGCCUCAAGAAACCACCACAGACAAUCAUCGCCCAAAUCGCGCGGCAAGAGAUCCAUCAGCCCCAGAGGCGACUUCAACGUAUCAUCAGCUUCGGCAGCCUGCGGCAAUGCCUUUUCAGAUGCUGCAGCAGCAGCAUUUAACACAUCGACAACUUUCAGUCGUGCUCCUGGAGGACCCAUCAAUUGGAAAUUUAAUACUGAAAAUCAGGCACAAAUCGAUGGCAGUAAACCGGUGAAGGAGGCCAUGUCGCCUUCGGUGGCUGAGAGUUUGAGGGCGAUGUUCGCAGCCUUUUUGUGGCACGAGGGUAUCGUCCACGACGCCAUGGCCUGCGCCUCUUUCCUCAAAUUCCAUCCCUCUCUUCCCAAAGAGGGCGCUCUGGUGCCAAUUCGGCCGCUUCAGUUCGCAAAUCAGACGCCCGGUUAUCCUUCGCCCAAUCAGGCAACACCGAAUUCGGCUCAGGCAAGACAGCUGACGAAGGAGGAACGCGCUCGGCAGCGCCAUAGCGCCGCAGAGGUGACCAUAGGCGGCGGAGCAGGAGCAGGAGCGGGAUAUUAUGGACUCAGUCAGAUUCAGCCUGGUGCUUUAGAUGCGUUGACGAGGAGCGCCGCCAAUGCGGCUGCUAAUAGGAGCAAUAGGGGAUCUAGGAAGAAUAGUAAUCCGCAGCAGGCUAAUGCUAUGGUUAUCAAAGAAGAAGUGGCAGGCACAUCUGCUUCAAAUAAAUUAUCAAGUUUACCAGAAAUGGUGUCAGUUUUACCACCGGCACUCAGAUCCAUUGUUUUACUUUGGGAGCAGCUCAGUAAGAAUUACAUGACCGAAUUCAGAGUACUUGAGAGUCCCAGUAUUACCAGGCCUGCAAUGCCUUCUAUGUCGCCUCCGAACACGCAAAAGGCGCAGGCGUCCUACGUCAACAGCGGUUACAACAAUUCUAGCAAUAACAGCUCUGCUGCAGCAGCAGCUAAGGAUUCUAAUCGGUUUAACAACGAACGCGCCAGAUUGGCCAAGGAGAUGAAAUCCACCUCAGGAAAAAGCGCCAAAUUGAGAAAGUUCUUUAAGAAGACAUCACCAAUAGAUGACGCAACAGUCGACUUCCGCACCGGUUUCCCCAAGCCGACUUGCGAGCUAUGUCCUCCUAAAUCGGAGGCCCUGCUUGCUCCAGGAAUGUCGAUAACCAGGCACAUGCGAGCCGAACAUCCUGGUUGCACCAGACCGGCAGAUGGACGCGGUUACAAUUCGGCAGGACACUAUUGCAGAGGAUGGGCAGGCAAUUGCGGAGACGGGGGUACAGAAGGCAGUUCCUGGUACCUCCUGUGCGAUUCCUGUCGCGAACGAUACCUCUACAUUGCCUCCUUACCAGAAUCGACUUCGAACACAAAUGCAUCUGGAACAGACAUGUUGCAUCCUGCAUACAAAACAAGAACCACUGACAACAACAGUGCCGAUCUCCAAAUGGCCGAUCGCAAAUUGUAUGCCAGACACGCCCUUUCACCAGUCGUCUGCUCCGGAACAGAAUUGCACGAGAUGAUAAAACAAAACGCGAUGUUUUUGCUGGAACUGGCGUCGGCUGCUAACACUGGUUUAGCGACUCACAAUAUAUCGAACCGUCGCCUUUCCCAAACGAGCUACUCUCCUCUGCCUUCGGUGCGAGAACGAGGUGGAGCAGCCUCUGCUUCGCCCUGCUCCGCUGCGACGGGAGUUUCGCCCCCGGAUCAGUCGCCGUGGACGCCACUGCCUCCGUUCCAGUGCCUCCAGGCUUUAGGGGCGAACGGAGCAGGAGGAUCGGGGGAUACGCCGCCACAAUUUGGAGACGACGCCUUGGGAGGACUGUUUUGUACGGAUGAAGAUCUGUAUAGUAAUAAGAGGCAUUCGACUGGGCCUGAUAGCUUAUCGAAGAGGCCUCUAUCCGAAGCCAUACCUUCCGACUACGACUUCGCUUCUCCCGACUUCCACCUGCAGCAGCAGCAGCAAUACGCCGCCCAGCAGUCGAACAAUUCGAGGUUCCAUCGAUCAGUUUCGAUGGGUCUAGGAGGCGUUUUAGGACAAGAAGCAGGACAGUCUUCAGGGAGCAACGUGCCGAUAGGCGGAGGAGGUCAGGGACCUACUCCGAUGCGAGGAGCAGGCGUCGUUCUGAGGAAGAGGAAUUAUAGCGGAGGAGAAAUGAACAACGAUGCAGGUUCUUCGCUUUUAUGCUACCCUUCACCAAACCUUCAACGACUGGUUCCCGAAGGAACAGCAACAAGUGGUUUACCAUCUUCAGACCCCGAAGACACUUUUAAUGAUCCUAAUCAUAUUUGGAAUAGACCUACGAUGACCUUCCUGGUGCAAAACCACGAUUUGAACCUGCUCAGAUUGGCUAUGAAGCAGGCCAUUAGGAAGGCUACUUGUCGGAUAUAUGCUUUACAGGCAAUGAACUGGUUAUUAAGAUCGGUGUCUCAGCCGAGUUGCCUGCACGACUUACUUUGGUGGUUUGUGUAUUCACUGAAUCCUAGUCAGCCCGAACAGGAACCUUUGGACGAUGCUUGCGAUGUCAGACAGGAUGAUUUGGAGAGUUCACCCUGCUCCCACCCCGUCUCCGACUUGAGCCACUUCGCAGGGGAGCAGUGUGCCCUUUUGGCAGGUGCCUUCCACUCCCUGCUCCGGGGAGUCGCGGCCCUGACCCUUUCUCUGCCUCCAGGGUCGCCCUUGCAGACCCAGGCCAUCAGGUGUUGGGCAGUCAGGUUCACUGCUAGUGACCAUGCAUUCCUACACAGAUCUCAUGUUUUUGGGAACAUAAGCAAGAUCUUGUCGAGAUCUGAAGAAGAGGCUAGUGAAGAUGCUGUGAAUUCGUUGUGCGAGAAUAAUACUGUGGCAAACACCAAUGCUGUUUCUGUCGAAUGGCUCCAAGACGUGACUCAGUAUGUGGAAAUCCGCUGCUCCAGCAGGCAGGCGAUGAGUGCUAGUCUGGUCGAUGAUAGCACCGAGACUUUCUGGGAAUCUGGUGAUGAAGACAGGAAUAGACCCAAACAUAUUGACUUGAUAUGGCCUGAUGACGAUAACGAGAAGACUUGCCCGAAGGCCGUAUAUGUUCAUGUCGAUAAUACCAGAGAUAUAGGGAACAAAGUAUCAGCUUUGAGCUUCUACAACGGUGUGAAUUUCUCCGAGAUGAAGCUGAUUAAAUCGGUCGAUGUUGAAAGUCGAUCUGGUACCUGGAUUGUGUGCUUCUUACCAGAUAAGCCCAAAUUCAACGUCCGCAUCGAAGCCCACGGUCCGGACAACUCUCUUAGAAUCAGGCAAGUCAGGAUUCUAGGCAACCUGGCACCAGGACCUGGACAGGAUCGUUUGUCCAGGACCAUUCGGCAGCAAAGUGCAGCCAGUGUCCAGCGAAGGAAUUGCGAGACUGAGACUUUGAAAGUUUUCCGAUUGAUUACAUCACAGGUGUUUGGUAAACUGAUUUUGGGAGAGUCAGUCCCCGAAAAUAUAAAUUAUUCCGCAGACAGAGACCAGGAUAUCGAUAGUUCGAAUGGAGAUUCUGGUUCUUUGGAUUUACGCGAACACAUGGUUGGAAUCCUAUUUUCUAGGAGCAAGCUGACUCAUUUGCAGAAACAGGUUAUCGUGCACAUAGUCCAAGCAAUCCGCAAGGAAGCAGUUCGAGCCCGCGUCGAAUGGGAAACAUUCCUUUGCACUCCUUCGAAUGAGACAGCCCUCGAAGGAAAUUCUACGCCGACUCAGCCGAACACUUCGCAGAAUCAUGCCUCUGUAACUCAGCACCAAAACAGUAGCACCGAGUCGCUAACCAAGUCACCGGAUAAUUAUUGCUUCGAAAUGCUGAGCAUGGUUUUGGCUUUAUCGGGGAGCAGUGUCGGAAGGGCUUACCUAUCGACACAGCAUGGCCUGCUGCGAGAUUUGUUCAGUUUGCUGCAUACGGGUAGCGCCAGGGUGCAGAGACAGGAGAGUUCACCCUGCUCCCACCCCGUCUCCGACCUGAGCCACUUCGCAGGGGAGCAGUGUGCCCUUUUGGCAGGCGCCUUCCACUCCCUGCUCCGGGGAGUCGCGGCCCUGACCCUAUCUCUGCCUCCGGGAUCGCCUUUGCAGACGCAGGCCAUCAGGUGUUGGGCAGUCAGAUUCACUGCUAGUGACCACGCAUUCCUACACAGAUCUCAUGUGUUCGGGAACAUAAGCAAGAUCUUGUCAAGAUCUGAAGAAGAAGCGAGUGAAGAUGCUGUGAAUUCGUUGUGCGAGAAUAAUACUGUGGCAAACACCAAUGCUGUUUCCGUCGAAUGGCUCCAAGACGUGACCCAGUACGUGGAAAUUCGCUGCUCCAGCAGGCAGGCUAUGAGUGCUAGUCUGGUCGAUGAUAGCACCGAGACUUUCUGGGAAUCUGGUGACGAGGACAGGAAUAGGCCCAAACAUAUCGAUUUGAUAUGGCCUGAUGACGAUAAUGAGAAGACUUGCCCGAAGGCCGUCUAUGUUCAUGUCGAUAAUACCAGAGAUAUCGGGAACAAAGUUUCGGCUUUAAGCUUCUACAACGGUGUGAAUUUCUCCGAGAUGAAGCUGAUUAAAUCGGUCGAUGUUGAAAGUCGAUCUGGUACAUGGAUUGUGUGCUUUUUACCAGAUAAGCCAAAAUUCAACGUCCGCAUCGAAGCCCACGGUCCGGACAACUCUCUUAGAAUCAGGCAAGUCAGGAUUCUAGGCAACCUGGCACCAGGACCUGGACAGGAUCGUUCGUCCAGGACCAUUCGGCAGCAAAGUGUAGCCAGUGUCCAACGGAGGAAUUGCGAGACUGAGACUUUGAAAGUUUUCCGAUUGAUUACAUCACAGGUGUUCGGAAAAUUGAUUUUAGGAGAAUCCGUUCCCGAGAAUAUAAAUUAUUCCGCAGACAGAGAUCAGGAUAUCGAUAGCUCCAAUGGAGAUUCUGGUUCUUUGGAUUUACGCGAACAUAUGGUUGGAAUUCUAUUUUCUAGGAGCAAGUUGACACAUUUGCAGAAACAGGUUAUCGUGCACAUAGUCCAAGCAAUCCGCAAGGAAGCAGUUCGAGCCCGCGUCGAAUGGGAAACAUUCCUUUGCACUCCUUCGAAUGAGACAGCCCUCGAAGGAAAUUCUACGCCGACUCAGCCGAACACUUCGCAGAAUCAUGCCUCUGUGGCUCAGCACCAAAACAGUAGCACCGAGUCGCUCACCAAGUCACCGGAUAAUUAUUGCUUCGAAAUGCUGAGCAUGGUUUUGGCUUUAUCGGGGAGCAGUGUAGGAAGGGCUUACCUAUCGCAUCAGCAUGGCCUGCUGCGAGAUUUGUUCAGUUUGCUGCAUACGGGUAGCGCCAGGGUGCAGAGACAGGUGACAUCACUCCUUCGUCGCAUAUUACCAGACGUUGCACCAUCGGCUUUAUGUGCAGUCAUUUCCGUUGCAAAACUACCUCCUCAAGAUUAUGCAGUCGUUGCAUCCGAAAACGACGAAGAAUUCGAUAUGCACCAGAUGGGUAUCCUCGAUGUCUUCCUCGGCUGCAUUGCCAAGGCCCUAAGAGUCCAAGUGAAGACCCAAUCAAGAAGUGUCAUCGUGGCAACUUUAUCGGCCUAUUUAGGCAGUUCAAUUGAUGCAACCACUACCAGUCACCAUCAAGACGAUGAAGAUGAAGAAGCCCAAGGCGAUGAAGACAGGUUGAGAAAUGUUACAAAUGAUGAUAUUCCGGUGCACAAUGGCAGAUGGUGGUUGGCUGGUGACGUUGCUGCAAAACAAGCCGAAGGGAUUAUUAAAUUGUUGAAGGAUAUGGCAAUGGGUAAGCUUUCGGAAGCAUGGGCCUAUGUCACAAAAUCAGCCAUAGCUCAAGCGAUUUUGAAUUUAACACGACUUGACGACAAGUAUCGUUCACCACAGGCUUGUCUUAAAACGCCAACGUUGUGGUUGGCCCUUGGUGCACUUUGUGUGUUAGACGAAGAGCACGUUGAAAAGUUAUCAUCUGGCCGAUGGAGCACCACCAAUGCACCACAACGGUCUAUUCAAGCAUCAGAACAACAAGCACCAGCACCUGCACCUGGGCCAACUUGUGCAAAUCAUGAUGAUGGAGAAACCAGGGCUCUGGUUUUGUGUACCGAGUGCGGAGCUCUUUGUGCAGAAUGUGAUCGUGUUUUGCAUCUACCCAAGAAAGCCAAAGAUCACAUGAGAACUGUUUGUAAAGAAGAAGUAGACGCCAUCCGUGUCGAUCUCCACGAAGGUUGCGGUCGUGCCAAGUUGUAUUGGUUAUUAGCCUUAACCGAUGCCUCCAGAUUGAAGGCUCGCGUUGAAUUCCGGGAUCCUGGUAGCGGCCCUGGUGGUGCAAUAGGCCCUGGUGGUUUCGAUCCGUCUGGACAACAUGUUACAGCAGGUUAUGCAGCGACACAAGGCGUGUGCAGGUUCUGCAAAACACAAGGAGACACCGGGCUGUUGGCUAUAGGGAAUGUUUGUGCCGAUGAAGAAUGCCAGGAACUUGCUCGCAAUGCCUGCUGCAAGCGUCUACCGUGCGGUCAUCUAUGCGGAGGGAUAGCAAACGAGCAGCGCCAUCUGCCGUGUCUGCGCGGAUGCGAUGUUCCGAUUGCUGGGAGCAGCCAGAUUAAAACUCCUGAUGAUCACUGCAAGGCGAGGUAUGUUUCAACGAAAAUUUCUUGGGAUGGAGCACAAGCCAGAUAUGAAAUUGCACCGUCCACCAGCAGCAGCGACAUUAAGAUACCCAGACCGAGAUUGACACAGGAUGGGGAGGACAUGUGCAUGAUCUGCUUCACGGAGAAUUUAUCUUGUGCUCCUAGCCUGCAAUUGGCUUGCGGCCACGUCUUCCAUGCGCACUGCUGCAGGAACAUUCUGUCGAACAGGUGGCCGGGGCCCAGGAUCACUUUUGCAUUUUCCCAAUGCCCAAUCUGCAAGGCUGAUAUCGUGCAUGAGUACCUCGAAGAUUUGAUUACGCCGAUAAGAGAGUUGUAUGCAGAUGUGAAGAGGAAGGGCCUGAUGCGUUUGAAGUACGAAGGUCUUUUGGAUCCUGAAACCGAGACCCUUAAGCCGAGUGUUGCGAGCCGGUAUAAAGGGGAUGCGACCGCUUAUGCAAUGGAACGAUACGCAUAUUAUGUUUGCUAUAAAUGCAACAAGGCUUAUUACGGUGGAGAGGCCCGCUGCGACAUGGCCAAUCAGCAGGGCGCCGGCGAGGAGGCCUCCUACGAGGCUUGCGAGUUGGCCUGCGGCGCCUGCAGCGACGUCUCCGGCGCCCGAACAUGCCCGCGACACGGCAUGGACUUCCUCGAGUACAAGUGCCGCUACUGCUGCUCCGUCGCCGUGUUCUUCUGCUUCGGCACUACGCACUUCUGCAACGCCUGUCACGAGGACUUUCAGAGGGUCGCCAACGUGCCGCCGGAGGAGCUGCCGGUGUGCCCUGCAGGACCAAAAGCAACACAACUGGAAGGCGACGAAUGUCCACUUCACGUAAAACAUCCUCCGACUGGCGAAGAAUUCGCUUUGGGUUGUGGAGUCUGUAGAACUUGCCACACAUUUUAAACUAUACACACACACAUUACAUACACAUACACAC